AAUCCUAUCCAUCAUCAAAAUAUUAUCCUUUCUUACAGUUGUAAACUUUUUUAGUUUUUACAAUCCUCUUCUAUAGCCAAUAUCAUUUAACUUCUUCCUUAUUUGACUCAACCAUUAUACUUUUUAUAGUUCUUUUCCUUUUUUCUCUCUUCAUAAUCCAAGAGUGGAAUUAAAUUUCAUCCAGUGGGCCAUUUAAAAAUCUUUUUUUUUAUCAAGUAUAAAAGUGAUCAAGGAUUGAGAUUCAGUUAUUGACAUAGGAGUUGGAGAUUUAGAGGCUAAUAAUGGAGAUAGGUUUGGCUGAUAAAGUUAGAGAAAGAGUUGGUUAUGUGAGAAGGAUCAUUGCAAAGGAAAGGAACAAACCUUAUCGUAGAGUUAAGAGACAGGUUCCAAAGUCACUUCAGCAGCUAUUUCAUUCAUGCAAACAGACAUUCAAAGGCCCUCAAACUGUUCCUGUAACACAAGAUGUUCACAAACUUCGUCACAUACUUGAUAACAUGAAACCGGAGGAUGUUGGACUCAGUAGAGAUCUGCAGUUUUUCAAGCCUGGAAACAUUAUUAAAGAGAAUCAAAGGGUCGCAUACACCACGGUUUACCAGUGUGACAAUUUCUCUGUGUGUAUCUUUUUCCUACCUGAAAGAGGAGUAAUUCCCCUCCAUAACCACCCUGGCAUGACUGUUUUCAGCAAGCUUCUAUUAGGACAAAUGCACAUUAAGUCUUAUGAUUGGGUUGAUCCAAAGGCCUCUCCCAACUCCAAAUUGAGAUUGGCAAAGUUAAAAGCAAACAAAGUGUUCACAUCACCAUGUGAUACCUCGGUAUUGUAUCCAACAACAGGAGGAAACAUUCAUGAGUUCACAGCUAUAACUCCAUGUGCUGUUCUUGAUGUCAUUGGUCCACCUUAUUCAAAACAAGAUGAUAGAGAUUGUUCAUAUUACAAAGAUUUCCCUUGUGAUGAUGAAGAUGAAAAAGAGAAUACUAAGGUGAAAGAUGAAAAUGAUAGUUAUGCAAUGCUGGAAGAAAUUGAGAUGCCAGAAAAUUGUCAAAUGGAUGGAAUUGAAUAUUUAGGACCUCCUAUUGAUGACACUGUUUUUUAGUUUCAACAUGUAUUGAAUAUUGAUUCCA
This is a messenger RNA of Vicia villosa (hairy vetch), 1119 nucleotides long. RefSeq names its product plant cysteine oxidase 1-like. The transcript has 4 exons. The coding region runs from base 282 to 1091 and encodes 269 amino acids. The record is from RefSeq and is a predicted model, not a curated record. Gene Ontology annotation, molecular function: oxidoreductase activity, acting on single donors with incorporation of molecular oxygen, incorporation of two atoms of oxygen. Lineage: Eukaryota; Viridiplantae; Streptophyta; Magnoliopsida; Fabales; Fabaceae.